UGUUACACAUGCACGUAAGUUUAAGGCCGGUGCGCAUAGAAACCCAUUCUCUGCAAAUACGAUUUUUUUUUUGCGGGGAUGCAAAUACGAAUUUAACUCCAGAAUAUCCAUUGUUUGAGGAUACCGUGUCCAUGUUUUGAAAAGCCUCAUAUGAACUCAAAACAGCACACAUUUUGACACAUAAAUUGAUUCGUACUACUACAAGACAACUGCUUCUUUUUGUUUAUUAAACAUGGGCAGAAGGAUGGCUGAGACACCAAGACGAAUAAUACAAUCUCUCUCAAACGGACCCUUGUUUGUUUGUCCAUAUGUGCAGGCGCUAGCUGCUCGAUGGUGACCGAUUUUAUGCAACGGAAAGAUUCGAUGGUUCCAACUGAGCAGUGAGCUGGUUGGCUUCUUCACAUGGAGUGUAAUGGAUAGAGGACAGCACGACAUUUCCACUGCACCACCAUCAACAAGCAACCAUGCCUGCAAUGGCUCCCGCCCAGGAAGAGCCGUUGGGGCUCGUCAAGCCUGCGCCACCGCCACCGCCCCCUUCCUUCUUCCUCGACCAACCCUCGAUAACCAACGGUGGCUCACAGUCACAGCAGCCGCAGGAUGACCUGGCCUUGGCAUACAUCUCGCGCAUGCUCAUGGAGGAGGACAUCACCGACAAGUUCUUCUACCAACACCCUGAGCAUCCGACGCUCCUGCAGGCCGAGCAGCCCUUCGCUGAGAUCCUCUCAGCCUCCGGCAUCGCCACAGCUGGUGCCCAUGGGUCCUCCGCUUUACUUCCAAGUCAAGGCAACAACACGGGCAUCAUGGCUUCCGCGUUCUUGUCCAGCGAGGUACAUAGUCCACCCUUGUUCUUGAACGGCACAGUCACAGCGGAGGCGCCCAGGAGCGGCGUCACCAUGGGCGACCUGUCGAGCAUGGCUUUCUUCAAAGGCAUGGAGGAGGCCAACAGCUUCUUGCCCACAGUCAAUGUGAUGGUGGAUGCUAGGGGGCGUAAGAAGAGGUCUGGCAUGGAUAGCGAGACGGAGGCGUGCAUGGGCAGGAGCAGCAAGCAAAUAGCGGUGCGGGUGCUGGCGCAUAAUGAUUCGGAGGAGGAAGAGACCGCACUUGAGCUGGACCUGCUCAUCCUCAACGGCUAUGACAUGUACUCCAAUGAGACGAUGAAGGAGAGGGGGGGCCAGGCGGCGCAUCAGAGCAUUUGCAGGAAGGCGCCGUGUGUGAGGCACAGCGCGAGGCAGAUGGUGGUGGCUGAUCUGGAAACGCUGCUGAUCCGCUGUGCGGAGGCGGUGGCUACCAAUGACCGGAGCAACGCCGGCGAUCUACUGAAGAAGAUCAAGCAGCACUCGCUACCAACAGGAGACGCAAGGCAGCGACUGGCAUAUUACUUCGCCGAGGGGCUGGAGGCACGACUGGCGGGCACAGGGAGGCAAAUAUACCACUCGAUCACCGCGGCGAAUCACACCUCCACCGUGGAGCUCUUCAAAAGCUACCACCUGUGCAUAGCCGCCUGCUGCUUCCUGAAGGUGUCGCUUAACUUCUCCAACAAAAACAUCUACAAUGCCGUGGCGGGGAGAAAGAAGCUGCACAUUGUGCACUAUGGUGUCAACGAUGGGUUCCAGUGGCCGGAUUUGCUCCGGUGGCUAGCAGACAGGGAGGGUGGGCCACCGGAGGUGAGGAUCACCGGCAUUAUUAGCCCGCAGCCUGGGCCCUGUCCGGUUAAGCAAGCCAAGGAGACAAAACGCAGGCUCAGCUACUGUGCAAGGCAGUUUGGCGUGCCAUUCAAGUUCCAUGCUAUCAUAGCCAAGUUAGAGACUGUCCACGCUGAGGACCUCGACAUCGAUCCAGACGAGGUGCUCGUCGUGAACAAUAUGUUUCAUUUCAGGACAUUGAUGGAUGAGAGCCUCACCUUUGACAUGGAAAACCCAAGGGACCUGGUGCUCAACACUAUCAGGAAGAUGAAACCAUCCAUGCUCAUCCACGCUGCUGUCAAUGGAGCAUAUAGCUCGGCGUUCUUCAUGACUCGUUUCCGCCAAGCGCUCAACAACUUCACAGCGCAGUUUGACAUGAUGGAGAGUACCAUGAUGCAGAACAAAGACAAGAGGUUACUGGUGGAGCGGCACAUUUUUGCACGCUCUGUGAUGAAUAUCAUUGCCUGUGAGGGCCCUGACCGGGUGGAGCGCCCUCAGAACUACAAGGAGUGGCAUGCGCGGAACCAGCGAGCCGGACUAAGGCAGCUGUCAUUAGACCCUGACAUUGUUAAGAUGCUCAAGGACCAAGUGAAGAAGCAGUACCACAAGCAUUUCAUGAUUGAUGAGGAUCAACGGUGGCUUCUGCUCGGAUGGAAAGGCCGGGUGCUCUACGCCCUCUCGACAUGGGUAGCUGAUGAUGCUAGUGGCUCUCAACUGGAGUAGAUGGAUGGAUUGAAGUACGAGUGAAUAUAGAUUUGCCUGUUGCACUAUCAGAUGUGUGUUUGCUCCUUUUUUGUAUGUGUAACUUGGUAACAGAGACCAUUAUAAGAUUUCAGAGAUGCAGUGAGUGCACAUAUAUCCAUUUUAAUCUGCAUUGUGAGAGACAAGAUUAUGUGGAAUCUCUGCAUAGCUUGGUCUGAUAAGGAGACUGGAUAUUUCUCUUCAAUUUUCUCAAUCAGAGAUGACAUGAUAUGUGAGAAACAGUGCGCUUGUAGGUUGUAAUGCUAACCUGGUGGAUAAUUUGGAAGGAGCGCGAUACGCACAUCUUUGACAACAAUGCCUGCGAUGCUGACCAGUUGUCUCUCGAUAUCUUUGAAGAGCUCCAGAACCAUGCAGGGACUCAGCGCACAGACGGAACCCCUUCUGCCUAAUCUGUUCAAGUCUUUAGUGCUGUAAUAGUAGCUGAACGUACUUAGGUUGAUUGUACUCUUCCUGGCUCUGCCAGCUUCUCUUAA
Messenger RNA from Triticum dicoccoides, 2917 nucleotides. Its product is annotated as scarecrow-like protein 33. The record is from RefSeq and is a predicted model, not a curated record. The coding region runs from base 465 to 2405 and encodes 646 amino acids. The transcript has a single exon. NCBI's taxonomy places the organism in Eukaryota, Viridiplantae, Streptophyta, Magnoliopsida, Poales, Poaceae.